This is a messenger RNA of Paramecium sonneborni, 1949 nucleotides long. The record is from the annotation of a GenBank genome assembly. NCBI's taxonomy places the organism in Eukaryota, Ciliophora, Oligohymenophorea, Peniculida, Parameciidae.
AUGCAUAGUAAUUAUAAUUAAGGUUUAAUAAUUGGAUUAUGUGGAAGAUUAGGGUAAAUAUAGAUUUAAUUUAGAUCUGGCAAAGAAGAAAUAGCAUAAAUCAUAAGUAAAAAUUCAGGAACAGAAUGUUAAGUAAUUUCAAUCACUGAAACUAUGAAUAUUAGAGAUUUUGUGAAUGAUGCUCUUAAAUAAAUGAAUGAAAAAUAAUUUAGUUUAGAUAUUAGUUGUUAUAAUAGUGAAUAAUUAGAGGAGUUGGAAAAAUUAUUAAAAUGUAUCAGAGAUAAACACUUUCAUCAUCAAUCAACAUAAAAAAAAUUAGAAGAUUGUUUAACUUAUAAUCCUAAACAUUAAAUAUUAUAUCCAAUAACAGAUAAAUUUGAAUUAGAAUUAUUAUAUUAAAGAAACUAUUUUCAUUUAAUAGCAAUAGAAGCUCCAAUAAUUAAGAGAUUUGAAAAUUUUAUGAAAAAAUAUUAAUUAAAUAUUCCACUAGAAUUAUUUUGUAUUAUAGAUGAUGUUAUUUCUGAAAAUAUAUCAGAAUUUAUGCAUAAAGCAAAAGUUUAAUUAGGUAAUGUUGGAGAUUAAAAAGAUUUAUUAAUUAGUUUUUAUAAGAAAUAUUAAGACAUUUUUAGACCUAUUAGACCUAAUUGGAAUUAAUAUUUUAUGCAUAUAGCUAAUGUUGUUAAAUAGAGAUCCAAUUGUAUGAAAAGAGCUGUUGGUGUUGUUAUUGUUAAAGCAAAUAGAAUUGUUGCUACUGGUUAUAAUGGUACUCCAUAUGGUAAAUAGAAUUGUUGGGAAAAAGGAUGUGAUAGAUGCAAUUAAAAUACUAAAUAAGGAGUUGAUUUAGAAAAAUGUUUUUGUUUUCAUGCUGAAGAAAGUGCUAUUUUAGAAAUUGGUACUAAAAAAUCAAAAAAUAUGGUUAUGUAUACUACUUUGUUUCCUUGUUUAUAAUGUACUAAGAUUAUUUUAUCUACAAAAAUUGAAAGAAUAUAUUAUGAAGAAGAUUAUGAUAAAAGUGCUGCAAAGAGUGAAUUACAUAAAUAUGUUAAAGUUGAAUAAAUUGAUUCUAGUCAUUAUGUAUAUUGAUUAUGAUAAAUUAAAAAAUUAGUGAUGCUAAAAUAAACAAAUUUCCUUAUUCAGGUCACAAAACUUAAUCGGAUACUAAUAUAGUUUUCUGCCAUUCUAUCGAUUAAAGUUCUAGAACUUAAUCAAAUAAAGAUAUUGACACAGAUAAAUUAAGUUAUGAGAAGAUGUUUUCUUCAAACGAUGUUGAUUUAGAAUUUGAAGAUUUUGAUACAAAACCAACAAAUUCCUAUUAAGUUGUAUCUCCUGGCUUAUCAAUUACAUCAUAUGAUUUAGAUUAAACUUAAAAAAGUUCAGAUAUUUAACCAUAUGGAAGUGUCUCAUAUAAUUAAAGAGAAAUUCCAUAAAUAGUACUUGCCUUUAGAAAAAGAAGACCUGCAUAAAUUUAACAUCCUUAAUUAACUUAAUUUAAUUAAGAAUCAUGGAAAACAUUGUCUAAUUUUUCAUCUCCAGAUUCAUCCCCUUUUCAAAAUAAAAAAAUAUAGAUAAAGUCAUUUAUGCUCUUACCUAUGAAUGAUGAUGAUGAAGAUGAAAUAUUUAGUGUUUUUAAUGAUUCAUUAAAUUAUUAUGGAUCUAUACCAUAAACUAAAAUUGAAUGUAUGAAUCAUUUAUAAUAAUUCUUGACUUUAUAUAAAAUGAGAACAGGAACAUUUCCAAAAUAAAGAGAACAUUUAGAAAAUGAAAUGAUAAUAUCUAUAGCAAUGAAUUUAGCUAAAAUAGAUAGACCAUUAUUUAAAUAAUAUUUUCCAACUAAAAAAGUAUAUUUUGAAGAUGAAAAUGACUAUACAAGAACAAAAGUUAUUAAGAGGAAAGAACAAAGAAAGUUUACAUAAGCAAUAACACCAAACUUUUAAUACAUUUAAAAUUGA